This is a messenger RNA of Durusdinium trenchii, 2255 nucleotides long. The record is from the annotation of a GenBank genome assembly. NCBI's taxonomy places the organism in Eukaryota, Dinophyceae, Suessiales, Symbiodiniaceae.
GUUUGUUUCUUAUUGGAGAGGUUCCGGAUUUUGGAGCUGCAACCAGAUGCAUUCCCUGCAGUGCAUGAGGAUCUUCGAGAUCCAGGGUGUUUAUCAUGGCCCUGUCUAGGGGGACCAUAGACCAGGGUCCACCUCUUGGAUUGCUUCUUCUUUGAGAAGACAGAGAGCUCUCUUUUGAACUGGACUCUCACUAGUACCGUAUUACCGGAUUACCUAAUACCGGCCUUUUCAGUUGGGCACCAGGCAUCCCAUGCGGUCAGUCCCCGUGGGUGCUGCGCCCAACUGAUGUGGCACUUCUUUCUGGGACCUCGAGGGGGCCUCCUGGAAGGAGUACUGCGAGCACAAUCUCCAGCUUCGAACACUACGGACAUUCGAAGCUGCAUGAAGUGCUGCGAGUGUACAGCUUCUUUUUGGGCGAGGUGUUUUCAACAGCAGACCAACCAGGCCCAACAAGAGCAGUCUUGGUAUGGCAAACAAUAAAAAGAGACAUGGAAAGAUGAAAGGAGUCUUGCGUGUAUUCAUUUCCACGUUGCUCUCCAUCGCCCAUGUUCUGCAUAUUUGAUCAGCAUUUCAUCUCAAGAGCCCAGCCCUCGUCUUGAGCUGCAAAGAAUCUACAACAGGAAGAUGGCCGUGGAAGCACAGGCCCGGUCGGUCGACCUGGAGACUGCUGUGAGCGAGGUCUCAAGGCCAGCGAGGCCAAGAUGCAGUCAACGAAGUUCCAGCGCCAGAGCUCCUUCCGCCGGGGCGGCGUGAUUCCCACUGCGAUCUGCCUGAGCAAAGCCACCAUCAGCGUUGGGGUGCUCUCGAUGUCGGUGCACGCGGCGGAGGUGGGGGCUCUCUACCAGCUGGCGUGCCUCAUGCUGGGUGGCGUGCUGACAGUGCUGAGUAUCCGGUGCAGAGGACAAUGGAGUACGGUAUUCUUGGUCCACAUCGACAAUCCUUAUCCGAAAGCUCUGAAGUGGAUGAUCUCAGUGGCAUCCAUUGAGACGAAGAAGUGGAGCUUCGAAGACGUUUGUGAAGAGCUCUUCCACCCGGUCAUGUCCAUCUUCACCGGCUUCAUGAACGCCUGCGUUUGCCUGGGCUCCGCUGCCGGAUACCUCAUCGUUUGUGGACAGGUCUUCGUGGUGAUUUUCCAGGCGGACAACGCCACCAGGAACCUCUUCGUGGUUUUGGUGGGGAUCUUCGUUUGCUGCCCGAUGGCUUUGGCUCGACAUGUGGGCUUCAUGCGGCACCUGGCGGCCUUGAGCGUCGGUGCCUUGAUCCUCCUCGUCAUCGUGGUGGCGUGGUACAUGGGUGACCGGGGCAUCGACGAGAGCGUCACAACGGAGAACUUUCUCCUGGGCCCAGGUGGAGCUACGUUUAUCACCUACAUGAACUCCAUCAACAACAUGAUCUUCGCCUACAACAACCAGUUCAACGUCCCGCAGCUCACUGGGGAGCUGACGCCCGAGCCCAGCCGCAAUGGCAUGACGAAGGUGGCGCUCUUGAGCACCUCCAUCAGCUUCCUCCUUUACGCCUCGGUCUCCAUCCUGGGCGUCCUGGCUUUUGGGGUGGCCGAGAACCAGAAGGACUCCUUGAUCUUGGACUUGAUGCCCGUGCGAAAGGAGAUCCACGUCCUGAUCUCGCUGAUUGCAGUGAUGUUCAGCGUCCUCACCUGCUUCCAAUUCCACAUCUAUCCCGUCCGGCAGUUCUUGGCGUAUCUGGUGCGCAAGGCCCGCGGUCGCAGCUCCGACGAUGAGAAGACAGACGUGGUCUACUUCGGACGUAGCUUGACGCGGUGGUACGACAUUUUCUGUGCCUUGGGCUCGGUCUGCCUGGUGGUCCUCAUCGCGGUGGUUAUUACCAGCCUCCGGGCCAUGCUGGACUUCAUCGGGGCCUUUGGUGCUGCCUACAUCAGUUUCAUGGUGCCUCCCAUGUGGAUCAUCGCGCUCCGGCGCAAGGAUGAGAAGAACUUCUCCUGGUUCAGCCGGGAGAUCCUCUUUAGUGUUUCCUUCUUGGCUUUGGGCCUCUUCCUCUUCGUCUUCGGCACCUACUCGGCCAUCCUGCCAAUCCUUGGGCUCUGAGAGACGUUAAGCAGCGGUCCAUCUUCCGCCUCGCCUCGUGGAUCCGCGAUGGGGAUGUGCGAUCUCGGGCGGCGUUCCGCGGUGUCAUCCCCCGCGAUGUUUGCGGCAUUCCGCGACGCGACUUUAGACGCGGCAUCUGAAAUCCAGGACCCCCAAUCCACGGAUGCCCUCUUUAUUUUUGCUCUUUUUGGG